AAGAAGAAGAAGAAGAAGAAGAAGCAGAAGAAGAAGAAGGAGAAGAAGAAGGAGAAGAAGAAGAAGAGAAGCAGACAGCCACCACAUAUCCCAGGUGUGUCCAUCAUCAGGGCCUGAAACUGAGUGUGAAGAGGCUGACAGGAGAGGAGAAGUACGGUCAGCUCAGAGAGAUCAUAGGAGAGCAGUAUGUUAGGGAGGUUACCUGCGCCCCUAAAGGAGACCGAGUGGUCCUCCACCUCUACCACCCUAGUGUACCUAUGUGUUUCCUGUUGAAUCACCACUUGAGUCACCUGGCCACUAAAUUCCCUGAGUGCAAGUUCCUGAUGAUCGUAGCCAGGCAUUGUGUCCCCAACUAUCCUGUCAGCCACCUCCCCACCCUGUUCAUAUACGACUCAGGAUGCAUCCUCAACUCGAUGAUAGGAGAGGAGGCCUGUGGAGGGAGGAACGUAUUGGAAGAUGAGCUGAAAUGGAUGUUGGCCCAGUCGGGAGCGUUUGUGAUUGACAGCUACGAGGCCCUAUACCAGGAGGGAACGCCCAUCAUGACGCCGUGUUCGGAACAGGAACAGGAAUACUACAGUGAUGACCAGUCUGAUCACUAUGACAACCAAGGGACCGAGGUGUAGUCAGGUUACAGUGAUCACUAUGACAACGAAGAGACAGCAGUGUAGACUGUGAUCUCUAUGACAUCAAGAGACAGUGGUUUAAACUCUGAUAUAAUAGUCCAUUCAUAAAUGUUGGCUACUGUUUACCUGUUACAUGAUAUGAUCCAGAUCAGAUUUAAUACAGUUGUAGGUAGCUACUCAUAUUGACUUGUUACAUGAUAUGAUCCAGAUCAGAUUUAAUACAGUUGUAGGUAGCUAGUCAUAUUGCGCUGGCUUAUUAUUUUUAUAAUAUGCUGUAAUAAAGUAUGUUAUAUCUUA
Coregonus clupeaformis (lake whitefish) is the source of this 920-nucleotide messenger RNA. RefSeq names its product phosducin-like protein 3. The coding region runs from base 258 to 623 and encodes 121 amino acids. The transcript has 3 exons. NCBI's taxonomy places the organism in Eukaryota, Metazoa, Chordata, Actinopteri, Salmoniformes, Salmonidae. Gene Ontology annotation, cellular component: cytoplasm. Gene Ontology annotation, biological process: protein folding. The record is from RefSeq and is a predicted model, not a curated record.